AUGUUACGUGAGGAAGCAGCUCAGAAGAGGAAAGAAAAGGAUCCAAGCAUGGUUCUUCCUCAGGGACACUUGACUUUUAGGGAUGUGGGUAUAGAAUUCUCUUUGGAGGAGUGGAAAUGCCUGGACCCUGCGCCGAGGGCUUUAUACAGGGCCGUGAUGUUGGAGAACUACAGGAACCUGCAUUCUGUGGAUAUCUCUUCCAAAUGCAUGCUGAAGAAGUUCUCGUCAACAGGGCAAGGCAAUACAGAAGUGGACACAGGGACACUAGAAAGACAUGAAAGUCAUCACAUUGGAGAUUCUUGCUUCCAGAAAAUUGGGAAAGAUAUUCACGACUUUGAGUUUCAGUGGCAAGAAGAUGAAAGAAAUAGCCAUGAAGCAACCAUGACAAAAAUCAAAAAGUUAACUGGUAGCACAGACGGAUAUGAUCGAAGGCAUCCUGGAAACAAGCCUAUUAAAGAUCAGCUUGGAUUAAGCUUUCAUUCGCAUCUUCCUGAACUCCAUAUAUUUCAGACCGAAGGGAAAGUUGGUAAUCAAGUUGAGAAGUCUAUCAACAAUGCUUCCUCAGUUCCAACAUCCCAAAGAAUUUCUUCUAGGCCCAAAAUCCAUAUUUCUAAUAAUUAUGAAAAUAAUUUCCUCCAUUCGUCAUUACUCACACAAAAACAGGAAGUGCACAUGAGAGAAAAAUCUUUCCAAUGUAAUGAGAGUGGCAAAGCCUUUAAUUGUAGCUCACUCUUAAGGAAACAUCAGAUAAUCUAUUUAGGAGGGAAACAAUAUAAAUGUGAUGUAUGUGGCAAGGUCUUUAAUCAGAAGCAAUACCUUUCAUGCCAUCAUAGAUGUCACACUGGUGAGAAACCUUACAAGUGUAAUGAAUGUGGCAAGGUUUUUAAUCAACAAUCAAACCUUGCAAGUCAUCAUAGACUUCAUACUGGAGAGAAACCUUACAAAUGUGAAGAAUGUGACAAAGUUUUUAGUCGCAAAUCAAAUCUUGAAAGACAUAGGAGAAUUCAUACUGGAGAGAAACCAUACAAAUGUAAGGUUUGUGACAAGGCUUUCAGGCGUGAUUCACACCUGGCACAACACACUAGAAUUCACACUGGAGAGAAACCUUACAAGUGUAAUGAGUGUGGCAAAGCCUUUAGUGGGCAGUCAACACUUAUUCACCAUCAAGCAAUCCAUGGUAUAGGGAAACUUUAUAGUAAUGAUUGUCACAAAGUCUUCAGUAAUGCUACAACCAUUGCAAGUCAUUGGAGAAUCCAUAAUGAAGAGAGAUCUUACAAGUGUAAUAAAUGUGGCAAAUUUUUUAGACGUCGUUCAUAUCUCGUAGUUCAUUGGCGAACUCAUACUGGAGAGAAACCUUACAAGUGUAAUGAGUGUGGCAAGACCUUCAGUCAGACGUCAUCCCUUGUAUGUCAUCAUAGACUUCAUACUGGAGAGAAACCUUACAAGUGUAAUGAGUGUGGCAAGACCUUCCAUCACAAUUCAGCCCUUGUAAUUCAUAAGGCAAUUCAUACUGGAGAGAAACCUUACAAGUGUAAUGAAUGUUGCAAUGUUUUUAAUCAACAGGCAACCCUUGCAUGUCAUCAUAGACUUCAUACUGGAGAGAAACCUUACAAAUGUGAAGAAUGUGACAAAGUUUUCAGUCGCAAAUCACACCUAGAAACACAUAAGAGAAUUCAUACUGGAGAGAAACCUUACAAAUAGAAACCUUACAAAUGUGAUGAUUUUGACGAGGCCUUCAGUCAAGCUUCAUCUUAUGCAAAACAUAGGAUAAUUCAUAUGGGAGAGAAACAUCACAAGUGUGAUGAUUGUGGCAAAGCCUUUACUUCACAUUCACAUCUCAUUAGACAUCAGAGAAUCCAUACUGGACAGAAAUCUUACAAAUGUCAUUAGCAUGGCAAGGUCUUCAGUUAG
This is a messenger RNA of Nomascus leucogenys (northern white-cheeked gibbon), 1911 nucleotides long. It is a transcript of the gene ZNF860, whose product is annotated as zinc finger protein 860. Gene Ontology annotation, biological process: regulation of DNA-templated transcription. The record is from RefSeq and is a predicted model, not a curated record. Lineage: Eukaryota; Metazoa; Chordata; Mammalia; Primates; Hylobatidae.